Messenger RNA from Pistacia vera, 2529 nucleotides. Its product is annotated as mucin-5AC. Gene Ontology annotation, biological process: cortical microtubule organization. Gene Ontology annotation, cellular component: cortical microtubule. The record is from RefSeq and is a predicted model, not a curated record. The transcript has 5 exons. NCBI's taxonomy places the organism in Eukaryota, Viridiplantae, Streptophyta, Magnoliopsida, Sapindales, Anacardiaceae. The coding region runs from base 366 to 2189 and encodes 607 amino acids.
UUCAAAACUGACAUUUUUAUAAGAUUAAAAAAGGGAGGGCAUUAUCGUGAUUAUCCACCAAACCAGAAGCAAAAAUCUGAAAACGUAGGCUUGAAGUGAGAGUAAACACAGAGAGGUAUAGUUACAGUUGUCCCGUUACUUAAGAAACCCCAAAUGUAAUCAAAACCUCCUUCUCUAAAUCUCCAUUUCACCCCUCAAAUCGCUUGUUAAUCACACUCAUUGCCCCUCAACAACACUCGUCUCUCUCUGAUCCGUUCUCGUCUUUCCUCACCAUUCAGCUAACUAGCUAGUCACCGAGCUCAGCUUUGUUUAAGUUAGGUGAACCGAAACGGCAUGUCGUUUUAGAUCUCAUUGUUUUGAUCUGUAUGUAUUCAACAAUGAAUCGAAGCUUUAGGUCUCAAGAAAUGCAAAUGCAGGCCGCGGCUUUGAAGCAGAGACAGCAAUUACGAGCUUCAAUGAUGAGGGAGAAAGAAGAGGAGCUCUCAUUGUUUCUCGAGAUGCGAAAGCGUGAGAAGGAGCAAAGUAAUCUGUUUCUUAAUAACUCUGAAGAAGAGUUCGAAGCACCAUUAGGGUCGAAACCAGGGACUUCUCCGAUAUUUAACAUUUCUUCUUCGAACACGCCGGCGAGAAAGACUGGUGCUGAUGAUUUUCUUAAUUCUGAUAAUGAUAAAAAUGACUAUGACUGGCUUCUGACUCCUCCUGGGACUCCUCUUUUUCCUUCUUUGGAGAUGGAAUCACAAAAGACUGUUAUGAGCCAACUUGGUACUUCAAAGGCCCGCCCUACUGGCCUGAAAUCCAGACUUGCAAACCCACAGCCAGAAUCUGCCGCAAGGAGUAGCUUAGUAUCUAGACAGCCAGCUUCCUCGCCAGGAUUGAGUACAUCAAGCACUGGUGUUCGUAGGCCCUCAUCAUCUGGGGGUCCAGGAUCAAGACCUGGAACCCCAACUGGACGCCCUUCAUUGAUCUCAGCAUCUAAACCUUCAAGAUCUUCAACACCUACAUCUAGGCCCACCUUAUCUUCAAUUAAGCCUGCACUUUCUGCUUCUAAGCCGACAAUUUCUGCUACUAAGCCUGCAAUUUCUGCCUCUAAGCUCACAAGUUCCGCUACUAGGCCCACAAGUUCCACUACUAGGCCGACAAGUUCUGGUACUAAGCCCACAGUUUCUGCUACUAAGUCCACAGUUUCUGCAACUAAGACCACAGUUUCUGCAACUAGGUCUACAGUUCCUGCAAGAUCCUCCACGCCUACAAGGUCCACAGCCCGAUCUUCAACACCUACUUCUAGACCCUCUAUACCUUCUUCAAAGCCUACAUCAAGGGCAGCAACUCCAACUCGUCGACCAUCCACACCAUCGAGUUCACCUAGUAUAUCUGCUCCUCCAGUUAAGUCCUCUCCUUCGGUUACCAAACCUGCUCCCACAACAUCAAGAAAUCCGGUGCCAUCUCGUGGCAGUUCUCCUACAGUAAAAUCCAGACCAUGGAAUCCCUCAAAGAUGCCUGGUUUCUCGCUUGAUGCUCCACCAAAUUUGAGGACUUCAGUACCUGAAAGGCCACUUUCAGCCACUAGGGGUAGGCCUGGUGCACCCAGCCCCCGAUCCUCUUCAGUUGAGCCUGUAUCUAAUGGAAGACCAAGGCGGCAAUCAUGCUCUCCAUCUAGAGGACGAGCCCUCAAUGGCACUUUGCACUCAAGUGGGAGCUCUGUUCCUGCAGUCAAUCGAGCAUAUGCUAAAGCUAAUGACAAUGUAAGCCCUGUUGUAAUUGGGAACAAAAUGGUUGAGAGGGUGAUCAAUAUGCGGAAACUGGCACCUCCCAAGCAAGAUGACAAAAACUCUCCUCAUGGCAACCUGACUGGGAAGUCUUCAUCUCCAGACAGCUUGGGCUUUGGAAGAACACUGUCAAAGAAAUCAUUGGAUAUGGCUAUAAGGCAUAUGGAUAUAAGGAGAAGCAUCCCUGGUAAUUUAAGGCCAUUAAUGACAAAUAUUCCAGCAUCCUCUAUGUACAGUGUGAGAUCAGGGUCUGCGCGAAGCAGAACAAUUAGUGUUUCAGACUCCCCUCUGGCCACAAGCAGUAAUGCUAGUUCAGAAUUGAGUGUUAACAAUAACGGCCUUUGUAUAGAUGGGAUUGAAAUAGAAGAUGAUAUUGGCAGUGAGAGAGGUGUUCCAUCUCCUGCCAGUGUACGUGGGAGGUAAUGCUCAAGGCCAACAACCCUAAUAUAAAAACGGCUUUUUAAUCCGUCUUACAUCAUUAUUUCAAAUCUACAAGCUUGACAGUUUGAAGGAGAAUUGAUUUGUGGAACUCGCAGGGUUCAGGAUCUACAAUUAAUGUAAAGUUUUCUUAGUUUGGUCAGAGGUUAAGUUUCUGUAAUUCAUUGUCUGUGUAUUAUUAGGAAAACCAAAUGUAUGCUGAACAAUCAUUCGUGUUCAUUUUCAAAUUUCAACACGGUGAGAUACUGUGAACAGAUCCAUUGAAUUGGAUCAUCCUUGUUAUCCAAAGCUAUAGUACCUUGUUCCCUUCCCCAUACUUUUACCA